Messenger RNA from Rotaria sp. Silwood2, 624 nucleotides. Lineage: Eukaryota; Metazoa; Rotifera; Eurotatoria; Philodinida; Philodinidae. The record is from the annotation of a GenBank genome assembly.
AUGUUAAUAAAUUACGCGGGUAUGAGUGUGGAGUGCGCGCAUAAAAUAAUCUUAUAUGAUAAUUUAUUAGCAACUAUUCAAUCAAAUCAAUCUCAAGAUAUUAAUUCUUCAUCUACAAAUAAUAAAAAGAAGAAGAAUUAUGGUAGAUUAGUCAAACGUUUGAAACAUAAGAUUCGUUCAGCCAAUUUAAUUCUUCAAAAAACAGAUAAAUCUAAAGUAUUUCAUUUAGGUACACGUCAACAUUAUGAAAAGAAAUCUAAUGAAUAUAUGGAGAAAACCAAAGCAUAUGAAUGUUUAGGUGAAAAUGAUCCAUUACCGAAUUUAAUUGAACGUACAAAUAAAUAUCUAUUAGAUUUACGAUUAGCUCAUUGGAUCACUCAAAAACAAUACGAAAUUUUAUGUGUAAAACCAACUGAAGCAAAAUUAGCUCAUCUAUAUUAUUUACCUAAAACUAAUAAACCUGGUACGCCACUUCGUCCAAUUGUUUCUGGUCUUAAACAUCCAACUAUUAAAAUAUCAAAAUAUCUCGAUGAGUUACUUCGACCAUUAUUUGAUAAAAUAGCAUUAAAGACAACUUUUACUUCUGGAUUCGACGCAAUGAAAGAACGAUACGGAGGGUCGAAA